Molecule: messenger RNA, 2447 nt
Organism: Chlamydomonas reinhardtii
Lineage: Eukaryota; Viridiplantae; Chlorophyta; Chlorophyceae; Chlamydomonadales; Chlamydomonadaceae
Exons: 11
Coding region: 233-1609 (458 amino acids)
Source: RefSeq, a predicted model, not a curated record
CCAAGAACAAAAUGCGGUCAUAGCUAGUGUUGCACACAGGAUGUUGCUUCUUUUGGUUCUGGCGCUCGCUGUAUGCACGACCAGCGCUUGGCAAAGCGAUUUAGGAGUCGUGAAGCUACCCCCUUUGUAUGCCAAGGCGCCUCUAGAUAAGGAUGCGAAGCUGCAAGGAGAAGCGACUGUGACGCUGCACAUAUGGGCGCGCCGUGUGGGUGGCCCGGAUGUUAAGUACGCGAUGCCGCAUCAAAAGAAGACUUACCUAAGGGCUUUUAUUUGGGUGGACUACACGGGCGAUCUCAACCUACGCGCCUACGGGCACCUGCGGCUGCCGGUGGACCAGUACGCCUGGCAGCCGCGCCUGGUGCUGGAGCCGCCGGACCCGGCCCUGGCGCCCAUCAACGCGACGGUGGAGCCGCCGGUGGAGGCGCUGCGCUUCAUGGGCGGCCACUUCCUGCGGCCCUUCGCGAUGCGCUUCGAGUUGCCGGCGGACUUGGAGGGGGCCACGUGCUUCAAGCUUUUCGAGACGAGCUACCCGGGACACAAGGCGCCCUUCUGCGUGCCGCUGGAGGGCAUGGCGGCCACACUGGACGCGGCGGCUCGUGGAGGCGAGUCUGCGGACGACGGCGACGCUGCCGCCAUCACCACCGUGUGCGACCAGCUGGCGCCGCCGGACCAGUACACGGACAAGAAGCCGGCGCUGUGGGCGGCCAUUGGGCCACCGCGGCACGCCAAGAGCACGCGGGAGUGGAACCGGUACUACAGCCAGAUCGCCAUUCGUACGGUGCACUACCUGGCGUACCACGUGGCGAUGGGGAUGUCGGGGCUGCUGCUGUACACGGACGCGGUGCAGCGGCACUACCUGCGGAAACAGCUGGUUCUACAGCCCUACCUCAGAGCGGGGCACCUCAGGCUGGUGGACUGGGACCUGCCGGAGCGCAACCACGCAGACGACGGGCGGGGGAGACCGCUCGGGUACAACUAUGACCAGGCGCUGUUCGCAACGCACGCUCUUCUAGGGCUGUCCGCCUGCGGCUCCAACAUUGCGCUGCUUAUUAGCGACUACGACGAGUACCUGUUCUCCUUCCAGGCCGGCACGCGCUGGCCGGCGCCCUACGGCGACUGCAUGCCCACCACGGCGUCCAGGCCGGCGCCCAACACCCCUGUGGCCAUUCACACGCUGCAGCGCGUGGAGCUGCUGAGCAGCCGCGUGCCGCCGGCGCUGGAGCCCCGCGUGUGGGCGGUGGUGCCGGUGUCGGUGCGGCGCGCCUUUGCGGCGGACACCGGCGACCCCACGGCAGGGCUGCACCCGCUGGCCGUAUACAACCGGCGGGGGCCCAAGCCCAUGACGCACAACCGGCACAACAAACCCAUUGUCUUCCCAUCUGCCGAGGUGGUGUCGUUCUUCGUGCACGAGGGCGCCCCGCUGCACGGCACCUCGGCCCUGGUGGACAAGGAGUGCCUCAUCCUGCUGCAUGUGUCCAACUACUGGAUCGCGCGGUCCGACACCGGCAUCUACCGCCGCCUCAACGUCACCGACUUCGUUGAGUUCCAGCACUGGAUGUUUGACACCGCGGCCCGGGGCGCUGCCGCGGGGAUAACAUACCUGACGUAAGGCGGCGCGGGGCGUCAGCCGGCCGUGUGCAAGCUGUGGCUGGCGGCGAGCUGCUGGCGGACAUCACGGUGCUGCGGCGGCGGGCCACGAUCCUGCUGGGCAACAACCAGGGCGCAGAGGCGCUCCUUCGCAAUCCCAUGCACUCGAAGCAGUCCCAGGCGCAGACCAAACACAUGGUCGCUUUGUGUGAGAACGCGGCAGUUGCGAGGAGCCUCAGAUGCCCUCGCCUCGGGUGCCCCAGCCGGCAGGACAGUGACAGGCCGCUGGCGAGGGUAGGCUGCAUCAGUCAGGGCACUGGGCAUGGCAUUGCGAGGCUAUAUGCGUACCGUGUAUGGAUGGGGCGAUGAGUGACUACAGUGCGCUUGCACUCGUGUGUGUUGUGUUUUGUAUAGGGGCAUCAAACGAUUGGAGUAAAGCGGGCGUUUCGCCAUGAGAAGUCACCAUGGUGGCUUCAUAACGUACACGGGGUUCACAUGCCCGAGCCCAACGGCCUGAGGCGGGGGGCAUGCACGGCAUGGAAUGGCAGCGGAACGUCCUGGUCGUGCAGGGGGUUGGCGCGGGUGGCUGAAACGGCGGCGUUUGUGCUUUUCCGCAGCACUUGCCAGGCAUCGCAAGGCCGCUGCGGGUUGACGUGUACAAGGAUGCACGCGGUGUGUGGGGAUUCAGCAGGUCAACUCGGAAUUCAAGCAGGUGGCGGCAUGCGGCACGGGGACUAGACCCGUGGAGAAGCUAAAUGGCAGGUGGCAGGUGGCGAUGACAGCAGGCCCUACAUUGCGACUUUUGCCCUGGCUCAUCUCGUGGGAUUUGUGGGCCGGGAUUGCAACCAUCACACUCGGGA